This is a messenger RNA of Coffea arabica (coffee), 792 nucleotides long. NCBI's taxonomy places the organism in Eukaryota, Viridiplantae, Streptophyta, Magnoliopsida, Gentianales, Rubiaceae. The record is from RefSeq and is a predicted model, not a curated record.
AUGAGAUCUUGGAUGGAUUUGUCAACUGCUUUUAUGAGGCAGUACGAAUACAAUUGCGAGCUUGAUCCAACGAGGGCCACACUUGAGGGGACUAAAAGAAAACCAUCUGAGAACCACAAGACGUACGCGAAGAGAUGGAGGAAAUUGGCCGCCAAGGUGAAGCCUCCUAUGACUGAAAACGAGAUUGUUCGCACAUACCGCCGCCAAGGGAAAGCUGAAGCUGGGGAAUCAUCCGCACCGGUUGAUAAGAAUUUGCUAAAAAGAUUGGAUCGGUUUGAGGAGUUCAUAAGGAAAAACCAAGGUCUGAGCAAACAAAGAGGUCUAGACUACAACGAUCUGUGCCUACUUUCGGAUAUGCAACUGCCAAUGGGUUUCAAAGCGCCCAAAUUUAGCAAGUACGAUGGAACUGGCAAUCCCAAAACACACAUUCAGAUGUUCGUAAACAAACUUGGAAAGCCGAUAGACGAUGAGAAUUUACCUGUACGUUUAUUUCCCGAGAGUCUAGAAGGCGACGCGUUGGAUUGGUAUUCCAAUUUGAAGCCUGAGGAUAUGAGAUCUUGGAUGGAUUUGUCAACUGCUUUUAUGAGGCAGUACGAAUACAAUUGCGAGCUUGCUCCAACGAGGGCCACACUUGAGAUGACUAAAAGAAAACCAUCUGAGAACCACAAGACGUACGCGAAGAGAUGGAGGAAAUUGGCCGCCAAGGUGGAGCCUCCUAUGACUGAAAACGAGAUUGUUCGCACGUUCAUCAAAGCUCAUGACCCGCAUUACUUUGAGGAAAUUUUUGAAUGA